This is a messenger RNA of Osmerus eperlanus (European smelt), 2289 nucleotides long. RefSeq names its product transmembrane protein 240a (gene tmem240a). The transcript has 4 exons. NCBI's taxonomy places the organism in Eukaryota, Metazoa, Chordata, Actinopteri, Osmeriformes, Osmeridae. The record is from RefSeq and is a predicted model, not a curated record. The coding region runs from base 1049 to 1576 and encodes 175 amino acids.
AUGUGGCGAUGGUGAUUUAAACGUGUAACGCCUGGAGAAAAAAGUAUAGAACGUAAACCGCUGCAAACGUAAUUGGAAUGAUCUGGUCGACUGGAUCUGAAUGUUUGCAUCAGAGAAAUGCAAGAGAUGAACAUAUUUUCCGUUUUCAUCUUCUCUCCGUAGGAUAUCUCCCGCCCACAAAUACACACACACGCGCGCGCAAAGGGAUGGUGGCGGUGGAUGCUUCUGGUUGCGAUAAGACAAGAUGGGAUAAUCAUGCAUGUCUGUCUCCGGGCGUUGAUGCAGUUGCCGUUGCCUGAUCUCAACUGGACUGAGGGUAGGGUGGGUCCAGUUCCGACUGGUUUUAUGUCUCGAUUCAGUUUGAUCGAUGUUUUCAAGCUAUUUCUGUGUACCAAGAGGACAAGGACUACUAUGAAACGUACUAUUGCAAUUAUUUGAAAUAUCUAGGCUAUAGGCAAGAGCAAUUGAGUGUUCAUCGAUGGAGGCUCCUAUUUAUCGAUAACUCGUCAAUUAACUAAUUGUACGGCGGGAAUAACGUGCUGUCUUGAGGGGGGCAUAAUCCUGGAGGAUAUCCCUAUUCAACGACCGGCUAACCCCUUUUCAUGUUUGCUGAAUUUUUUGAACGGGAUCGUAGCGUUUCGGAAAAGGGCGCUGUUGUAUUGGUUAUCAGGGUGCCUGGAAAGCCCCUAUACCAGCACCUUCGUUCAGCCAAACCCGGCGCAGCGCAACGCGCAACUAUUCACGACCCGGUCCGCAACAUUGAAUCGACACGUUGCUGUAUGAGGAGAAUAGAGUGAAGGCUAGCGAGUGCUUGUGUCAAACGGGGGGGGGGGGGGGGGAAGGAGGACACCGGGCCGGUUCAGCUCCUGCAGCUACGCCGUUUCAUUGCACACCAAUCUGGCGAGUUUCAAGGGACGGAGAGUCAGGUGUAGUCAGGGCGCCUCAAUGAGCGUCUCCUCCCGGGACAGAGUGCCUAGAGCCCAGCCGGAGCGUUUGCAGUGCCGCGGGUAGAGGAGGCUCGAGCACAGCGGAGAGUUUGGAAGUUUUGAUGCAUAUGAUCACAACCACCAUGAUUUUUAUGAUUCUUGGUGCUUCAGUUGUUAUGGCAAUAGCCUGUUUAAUGGACAUGAACGCACUACUGGAUCGCUUUCACAACUACAUCUUACCGCAUCUACGAGGAGAAGACCGCGUCUGUCAUUGCAACUGUGGAAGGCACCACGUCCACUACGUGAUCCCAUACGAUGGCGACCACUCUCUGGUGGACUCGUCAGAGAACUACUUCGUCAGUGACAGCGUGACCAAGCAGGAGAUGGACUUGAUGCUGGGCCUGCUGCUGGGGUUCUGCAUCAGCUGGCUCCUGCUGUGGCUGGACGGGGUGCUGCACUGUGCCGUCAGGGCCUGGAGGGCCAGCCGUUACUAUGACACCCCUUCCUGGUCGUGGCUGCCCCAGUUCUGCAACCUUCGAGACCUUCGUCGCCGUGCCCAGCUCAGACAGUUGGAAGACUCCAGCGGUAACAUGGUCCACAUCAAGCAGAAGCUCUACCACAACGGCCACCCCAGCCCCCGCCACCUCUGACUUUUAAACAAGACCCCCAACCACCUCCUCCUCCCCCACUCCUUACCCCAAACUGCCCCAUGGCCAACUGCUGCCUCAGAGACCCUUGAAAACUGCCCUGUCACUGUUCAUAACACACCCCCUCCACCACCCCCACCCCAAGAUGGAACUUUCUUACGACGACCUGACUGACGAAAGUCAGAAAACAACCAACCCACAACUCAAGCAGAGAAAGAAGAACAUGAUAGUUGCCACUGAAAUAUUGUCGUAUGUCCACUAUUGACGGAGGGGAAAAAAAGUUUUUAAGGGUGUUUUCUGUAUAGAAAUUUUAUGUGUUCAUUGUUGAAACUUGGCAUGCUCUUUUAGAACAGGGUAACAGUGUAUGAAAUGGGUGGAGAGAAUCGGGUGCCAUGAUUAUAUCUUUUUUUAUGUUUGGGUUGGAGUGUAUUUGACUUGUUAGAAAGGGGGCUUUUUGUGAUUGGAUGAAUAGGUUGCUGCUUCUGUAAAUAGUUAUAAAUAUAUGGGUGUGGGAUUUAAAAGGGUGUGAGGAAGGGGGGGGGAGGGAUUGUGUGUCAAGAGUAAACCUGCUGGACUGUAUGGAGAAAAACAGAACGUUAAGAUAAGGCAGAUGACUGGAAAUGAACCGUGUGAUUUCUGCGACAAAAAAACACAGAUUAACUAGCUUUGUUACUUAGUGAAUUAAAUGAAUGUAUUAAUUUUACUUGUAUAUAUAU